Molecule: messenger RNA, 633 nt
Organism: Trichechus manatus latirostris (Florida manatee)
Lineage: Eukaryota; Metazoa; Chordata; Mammalia; Sirenia; Trichechidae
Product: keratin-associated protein 26-1
Exons: 1
Coding region: 1-633 (210 amino acids)
Cellular component (GO): keratin filament
Molecular function (GO): structural molecule activity
Source: RefSeq, a predicted model, not a curated record
AUGUCUUGCCACAACCACUGCCCUGGAAACUACAGCUCGGGAUCCCUCAGGAAUAUCUGCCAUAUUCCUGUCCCCUCCUCCAGUGCCCGCUGCUCUACCAACGUGAGCUGUGGAGAUGCCAUCUGCCUACCUAGUACCUGCCAAGGCAGUUCCUGGCUCCUGGACAACUGCCAAGAGACCUGCAAUGAACCAACCAGCUGCCAGCCAGCCAACUGUGAGCCCUGCAACUCUUGCUGCCCUUCCACUGCUUACUAUGUGACCAGACCCUGCCAAGGAACCAGCUUUCUUCCCGUAUCUUCCUCCAUCUCCGGUGCUUACCUCCCAGUAUCGUGUAGACCUCUGGGCUGUGUGUCCAGUAGCUACCGUCCAUUGAGACCCCUGCUCUACAGCAGCCACCCCUUAGGCUGUGCACCUGUUGGCUAUCGACCGCUGGACUGUCUGUCCAACGGCCACCGACCCCUGAGCCUCCUCACUUAUGGAUGCCGACCCUUGGGUGGUUUGACCGGUGGCUCUCAACCACUUAGUGUUCUGCCCAGCAGCCUCAGACCCCUGCGGCCUCUCUGCAGUGGUUGCCAACCUCUGGCCCAUGUUUUCAGUACUUGCCGUCCAUCUUGCUCUGCACUGGGGUACUAG